CUGUCUCUGCCUCUAGCCAUCUAUCAGCUGCUGCUCUCUGUGGGCUAAAGUCAGGUAGGAAACUAGAGAGACAGGCUGGGCAUAUACUGCAGCACAUUGGUGGCUAAGUGUGUGUGAGAGAGUCGGUUUACACCGACACAGUCAGUGAAGUACAGAAGGGUGGAGUGGAGAGGAGCUCAGUGGGAUUGUUAGUGUGUGUGGAGGAGUGUGAGAGACAUUUAACCACUCCAGACCAUGAACAUGAAGCACCGGAGGUUCUCCCUUGACAGCUCAGUGUCGCUGGAGGAUGGUGAUGGAGGUCAUCUGCUGGACCAGAGGAGAGGCAGCCGCAGUAGGCCUAAGAAGAGUGGAGAGAGGAGGAAAAGCCACAGUCUAGAGGAGGCACAGCUAGAAACACAGGGGCUGGGAUGCAGCCUGAACCGGAGCAACUCACUCAGGUCACAGACCAUAGAGGAGAGCUUCCAUCGGCCUGAUGGCGUCAUUGUCACCAAAAAUAGCUUUGUGAAAUACAACAAAGCCUUUCACAAACUCUUCGAAGACGUUCCUGCAGAGGAGAAACUAACUCAUGCGUUCACCUGUGCCCUGCAGAAGGAAGUGUUGUAUCAUGGGAAGCUAUUUGUGUCUCUCAACUAUGUGUGUUUCUACUCCUCCGUACUCCUCAAAGACACCAAGGUGGUGGUUCACGUGUCCAGCAUUAAGGAAGUGAAAAAGCAGAACUCAGCCUUGUCUAUGCUCUCCAUCCACACUACAGAUGGAGACAAGUAUUUGUUGGUGUCUUUGCGGAACCGGCAAGUGUGUUACAAAAUCCUGCAGACUGUGUGUACACAAGCACAGACUGUGUUCACACGGCAGAAGGGGGAGAAUGGCAGCAGCAGUUCCCACGUCUCGCCAGAGGAGAACGGUGUUGACGACGUGAAUCGAGACAUAGACACGAUAUCUAGCCACUCUAGCCUGGAGGACAGUAUGGAGCAGAGCCUUCCUAAAGAGACUGUCUACUCUGACCUGCCCAGCAGAGGGAGGGACAGCUCCACUCCUAGAAGCAGCAUCAGCAAAGACCAGGACGAUCAGUUCACAUUCACAGAGGAGGAAGACUCGGCUAACUCGUGUUUGUGGAGAGUCACUGAAAAGAUUAAAUCUCUCCUCCUCAUCAGAGAGAUGAGCAACCUCAACGUCCUCCUCUCCAUCUAUCUGUUUCUGGUGGUGCUUCUACUGUUGUCAUCAGGGUACAUCGGCCUGCGGAUCUUAGCACUGGAGGAGCAGCUGAGUUCCCUAGGGGCCCUGCCUGAGUUCUCCAUACACCACAGAGAGUGAGCAAACACGCACACCCCGCGAGAUACAGGUACAAGGAAACGUAGUCUGCAGAGACACACAGCAGGAAGAAUAAAGAGCAAGAAUGUUUGUCCAAAGCCACAGGACAACAAACUACGCAGAUCCACUUACUGUAUAAAGGGUCUCAAUUUCACGUCGUCUUGUGACUCGUGCGAUGGACCAUUGUUAAAAUAUUCAGUAUUUAUUUGUGGAUCCUCCCGAUCUGUUGAGGAGACAGAUCACUUAGAAUCUACGACUCUAGCGCCCCGUAGUGGUGUUUCUCAGAAAUAUGGAAAAUGUUGACUUCAUACAAAGCAACAUACCUUUUUAUCUUUUUCUUGGUAGCCUAUAUUUAGUAGAAUUUGAUUUCAGGCCGUCGCAGUCCACUCCUAAAAUAAAUUGUCUUCCUGCUCUAUUUGUUUGUCUCAGCUCAACUGAUAAUGCCUGUUUUAUUGUCUUGCUGUAAAUUGUGUUAUUUUUGAAAGUAAUUAAAGUCAACAAUU
This is a messenger RNA of Oncorhynchus gorbuscha (pink salmon), 1811 nucleotides long. RefSeq names its product GRAM domain-containing protein 2A-like. NCBI's taxonomy places the organism in Eukaryota, Metazoa, Chordata, Actinopteri, Salmoniformes, Salmonidae. The transcript has 13 exons. The record is from RefSeq and is a predicted model, not a curated record. The coding region runs from base 235 to 1311 and encodes 358 amino acids.